AUGAAAAAUCAAACAUAUUUUCUACAGUUUGCUGUUAUUUAUGCAUUUCUAUUUGAAAAUGUAUUUGCAACCAGUUGUUUUCACUGCAUCUCCCCGGAUAAAAACUAUAAUGCAACUGUUCGAAGACAACUAGCUACUCAGACAGAUAUAUUCUUCUACCCGCUCGGUGUGAAAUCACCAUAUUGCAGUGAAUCCAUAGACGCCGAAGAUCCACAUAUCAUUGAAGGCGAACUAUGCUCAAAGUACCCCAUGUGUAUUACUUUGUUCCCAAAUCUUCAAGGUUCCACAUUUAUGGUUCGUGGAUGUUUCGAGAGUAUACUCCGUCAUAGUCGAAGAAAUGAGGAACAACUGCAACAGGACGGCUGCUACCUAUUGAGAUCACUUCCAAUGUACGCGAACACCGUCACUAUGGAUUACGUGGUUUGUACAUGUCAUGGAGACUACUGUAACACAAUGCCUAUGCCGGAUGUCCUUCCAAAACCAUACUCAUUUGGAAAAUCCAAGAUUCUGAAGGUUUACAUGAACGAAGAAAGAAAUGUCCUCCAACUUUCCACUUCAAAUGCAAAAUUCAUGUUUUCCUUGUCUUCUCUAGUCUGGAGUUUGAUGCUUUUAUCAUUCAAUUAA
This is a messenger RNA of Caenorhabditis briggsae, 624 nucleotides long. It is a transcript of the gene Cbr-hot-6, whose product is annotated as Protein CBR-HOT-6. Lineage: Eukaryota; Metazoa; Nematoda; Chromadorea; Rhabditida; Rhabditidae. The transcript has 4 exons. The record is from RefSeq and is a predicted model, not a curated record. Bases 1 to 624 code for a protein of 207 amino acids.